CUUCGAUCCUCUUAGCCUAUAAAACACUACAACUCCAUAUAAGAAGUAAAAUAAAGGAUAUGAGAGCUCUAACAGCAGGCUGUUAAGAGCCGAAAUUCCUAUUAUUCAUUUAUUUUAUAGCUAAUAUUGUUCCGCAUGUUUCAUAGGCAUUAACUGCAGGUGGCGAAUUUAGCUGAUUUUCAUUUAUUCUUCUCAUGAUGCCUCCACGAAAACAGACCCCGAAAAAGGGGGCGUCCAAGACGGGAGGUGGAGGUGGAGGACCAAAGAAACCUGCGGAGACCAAGGAAGAGUUCGAAGAAGAGCUCAAGGUACUAGCUGGCCAAGCUAAGGAGGAGAAUUGGAUCAAUUGGGCUAUUGAGCAGGCUAUUGUUUAUGUAAAGGCCGCGGCCCUCAUCAUACUCAUGGCCGUAUAUGCCAACGUCUCCAUGCUGACGCUGUCGCCUGUCUACGGCCAAAUUCCCGCGGCUAGACUACACCAGAGGGUAGUAUGGUCGGCUUUAUUUGUAGGAUGGGGGGUUAACGUUGUUCUAAGACGCUCCUUGCCCUUUAAAACGAUUUCUCUACUACCCCUGGUGGCCGCAUAUAUCCCUAUGGCACAAUUUUUCCUCUUCCAGGCGAGUGAGACCUUCGGUGCGAAGCUAGGACCAGCCAUCACCGAGGCUCUCACGUUAUUCCCGUUGGUCGUACUUAGUACGGCGUGUAUAGCAGACGUCCUCGAAAACGCUGAUCUGAGCAUCUUGCCCAAGUCCAUUGCUGGCUCCAUGCCGGGUCUAGGCUCCUAUGCAUUCUUCAAGUUUGUCGAAAAGGAAACGCUACAGCAACUGUUUGAACAGAUUGGCAAAUCGCUGCCGCAGACGCGUGUGGGUUUGGAAUUGGUGCUAGCUACGACUUAUAGCAUCAUGGCCCGAUCGAAACUCCUCGUCUGGGCCAUCCCGGCGAUCCUGCAUGCUGGUUUUUACAAUACGCACCUCAUGACCCCAAUGGCUACUAGCUCUCUAAACACAACCCUACAGGCUAGUGGGUGGUCAUUAGUUGAUCGGUGGGAGUCCAACACUGGGUAUAUCUCAGUCCUGAACAAUCAUAAGGACGGAUUCCGAACUAUGAGAUGUGACCAUAGUCUACUUGGCGGCGAAUGGACCAAGUUUGGGCGGAGAAUAGUCGCAGAACCCAUCUACAGCGUCUUUACUCAGCUUGAAGCAGUGCGUCUUGUUCCAACUCCAAACAAAACACCUGACAACGAAGCAAAAGCUCUAAAUAUUGGUCUUGGUAUCGGAACUACACCAUCGGCUUUGAUAGCGCAUGGCAUAGAUACGACCAUUGUCGAAAUCGAUCCCGUAGUUUAUGAUUUUGCCAAGAAAUACUUCGGGCUACCCCUGAAUCAUACCGCCGUGAUCCAAGACGCAAUCUCUUGGAGCCAGUCUAAUAAGGAUACCCUCCACGAAUUUUACGACUAUAUUAUCCAUGACGUCUUCACGGGUGGCGCAGAGCCAAUACCUUUAUUUACCUACGAAUUCUUAUCUGGGUUAAGACACAUGCUAAAGCCUAAUGGUGUAAUAGCUAUCAACUAUGCUGGUGAUUUCACUCUACCCCCGCUUGGAAUUGUCAUGAACACGAUUAGGGAAGUCUUCCCCUCAUGCCGCAUCUUUAGAGAAAGCGAGGCGCCUUCCGCAGAGACACUUGAAGAGUCAGGUCGCGAUUUCGACAACGUCAUCGUCUUUUGUACCAAGACGGGAGAGAAAGUCACGUUCCGAAAACCCACCGAAGCCGACUACCUCGGUAGUCUGGCUAGGAGGGCGUACCUCUUGCCCAAGCACGAGGUGAACGAAUCGGCCUUCUUAGCUGCUGCCGCGGACGCGGGGGUCCUUAGGGUAAACGAGACCGAGAAGCUGGAGAAGUGGCACGAUCAGGGCGCUCUAGGCCACUGGGCUGUAAUGCGGACCGUCAUACCGCACUAUAUCUGGGAGAACUGGUGAGCGCGGUAACGUUACUGCGAGUAUUUCGUGCACUUGCCUAUGAUACAACUACUAGAUAUGUAGUAUAUAUCCGAAUAAUCUAGUACGAAAUAUCGAAUAGGUAUAUUAAAAAGUAUGUUAUUUCGUUAUUAUGGGAAGAUUGUGAUCGUUAAA
This is a messenger RNA of Daldinia vernicosa, 2126 nucleotides long. RefSeq names its product S-adenosyl-L-methionine-dependent methyltransferase. The transcript has 3 exons. Lineage: Eukaryota; Fungi; Ascomycota; Sordariomycetes; Xylariales; Hypoxylaceae. Bases 195 to 1973 code for a protein of 592 amino acids. The record is from RefSeq and is a predicted model, not a curated record.